Caenorhabditis briggsae is the source of this 2061-nucleotide messenger RNA. The transcript has a single exon. NCBI's taxonomy places the organism in Eukaryota, Metazoa, Nematoda, Chromadorea, Rhabditida, Rhabditidae. The coding region runs from base 1 to 2061 and encodes 686 amino acids. The record is from RefSeq and is a predicted model, not a curated record.
AUGUCCAAAAGCCCGACAAAACCCCCACGGCCUCCUCCACGGACGCGAACCGCCGCCUCACAAGGCCGACCGUCGGCCCAAAAGCCCGCGGCGGCUCGAAACUCGAUGGCCAGGACCUCGAAAUCCCAAGAAAGCCUGCCAAGUCCAGAGCCUCCUUCCAGGCCGAAUCGGGCCGCUGCGGCCGCUGAAAGCCGGUCUAGAAGCCCUAGAAGAUCCGUCUCAGCAAGAGAAUCAAAGCCUAGAAGUUGUCGAGCCGAUGGCAAUAAGCCUCCGAUCUUCCGAUCUCCCGCCGCCUCCGUAUCAGUCACAGCGACGCCAAGAAUGUCCCUCGAGGAGCCAGAAGAGGUUCCGAAAGGCCGGAAAUCUCGAUCCAAGAAAGACUUGUCCGUGUCUAGGCCGUCAUACAUAGCUAGAAGUCUAGCGGAUGGUUCUGUAGACACCACAGAAGUCACUUUGCAUAGUCCAGGACCCGUGAAGUUCUCGUCUAGCUGGAUUCCGACGGAAGCCGUGCGAGCCAUCAGUCUCACCGGCUCGAAUAGCCCGCAAAUCGAGAGGGUGAAGAGCCCGGAAGGUCCUCCAGAUCCUCCACCUAUGGAAUCUGAACGAGUCCGAAGCUCUCCAGGUGAUCCUGGAACAUCAGAUACCAGUGGUGGAAGCCCUACUUUACCUCCAGCAAGGUCUAGAUCCGGUGCUAACCGUGAUCAAAGGGAUCCCAUAGGUGUUAGGACGUCAGGUACCACACCUAGACCUGAAACUCAAGAUACUGUACCUCCAGCAAGGUCUAGAUCCGGUGCUAACUGUGAUCAAAGGGAUCCCAUAGGUGUUAGGACGUCAGGUACCACACCUAGACCUGAAACUCAAGAUACUGUACCUCCAGCAAGGUCUAGAUCCGGUGCUAACUGUGAUCAAAGGGAUCCCAUAGGUGUUAGGACGUCAGAUACCACACCUAGACCUGAAACUCAAGAUACUGUACCUCCAGCAAGGUCUAGAUCCGGUGCUAACUGUGAUCAAAGGGAUCCCAUAGGUGUUAGGACGUCAGAUACCACACCUAGACCUGAAACUCAAGAUACUGUACCUCCAGCAAGGUCUACAUCCCAGGCUACCCGUGAUCAAAAAGAUCCCAUAGGUGUUGGAAGACCCAGACCUGAAACCCAGGAUAUUGUACCUCCAGUCAUAUCUCAAAGCCCCGAUCCCAUGCUAGAUGACAUGCCAGAUGCCCCUGUUCCUAUCCAGGCGCCUAGAAGAUCUCAAGAAUCCGGGAGAUUCAGAGAAUCCUCUUCGAUUCAAGCUUCAGAAAAACCCUAUUGGCAGGUUCUGCAGGAGCAGGAUCCUCAUCAGAUGGUUGACGACGACGAAGAGGAUCAGGAUAGAUACUACAGAGACCGAUUGGAAGGUCGCUGGGAUGAUCACAAAGAUCUUUAUCGAGAUGAGGAGGAUCGAUCUGAGCAGUCGUCAAGAUCCGAAGGUUCAGGAUCUUCCGACGAAGAGCCACCACCAGCUGCGUACGAACCAUUUGAGGUGGAGAGGCCAGACUCGCCGUCGUGGCGUCAGAGAGCCGCCGCCCAAGCCUUGCCGUCCAAGAAGGCAAAGGUUCGGAAGAUCAAGAAGGGCUCUAGGGACAUCCCAUCAACGUCAGGGGGUGCUUCAGAAGGCUCGGACGAUGAAGAUCAGGAAAGAACCCCAAAGAAGAUUCGAAGGAUCGAGAAGAAUGAUUCAAGGGAUCCUCCAGACUACGACGAUGACGAAGAUGACCUGGGAAGGAUCCCAAAGAAGGCUCGAAGGAUGCAUUCAUCAGCUAGACCUCCACCAUCCGACGACGACGACGAUGACCAAGUGACACCUCCGAAAAAGGCUCGAAAGGUCCAGAAGACCCCAAGAAGAAGUCCGACACCAGAAGACGUUGAACCAGAAGACGUCCGGCCAGAAGACGUUGGAUUAGAAGCAUUCGGAGAUUCGGAUGACAGGAUUCGGGUGAUGCUGGAAGUCGAGUCAGGCAACGAUAGUGACUACGAUGAAGCGGAAGAUCGUGCCCUCUGGGAUGAGCCCAAUAAGCGAGAGUGA